Dentiscutata heterogama is the source of this 252-nucleotide messenger RNA. The record is from the annotation of a GenBank genome assembly. NCBI's taxonomy places the organism in Eukaryota, Fungi, Glomeromycota, Glomeromycetes, Diversisporales, Gigasporaceae.
GAAAAAACUGGCAUACUACCCAUGAUUACUAACGAUGAGUUAGCUAAUAUGAUUCAUAAUCAGGAAAAUAUUUUAAUAAAUAAACAAAAUAACGCUAAUCAAAUAGUCGAAAGUUUAACCAGUUCAUCUAAUAACCCUUUGGCUAAUUUAUUAACAAAUGCAUUAAAUGACUUUUUUCAUGAUCUGGAUGAAGAAAUUCCAACCAAAAAUGUUUUGAAUGAAAAUGAUAUUAUAUAUUUAAUUCAAGAAGAA